Molecule: messenger RNA, 651 nt
Organism: Porites evermanni
Lineage: Eukaryota; Metazoa; Cnidaria; Anthozoa; Scleractinia; Poritidae
Source: the annotation of a GenBank genome assembly
AUGAUUGGUGAGUCGAUUUACACAGACGAGCAGUUGAACUACAACAAGUUUUCAACCCUUGUGGUCGAUGAAUUCUCGAAAGCUCUACGCCAGACAUUCAAACACAUGUGGGACAAUGUCGGACCGGGACCGAUCUGGGAUGACUCUGAAGUUGUUCGAAACUUGUUUCUGGCAAUGGAGGGAAGCAACACCAGAGUUCCCAGAAAUAAGUCGUAUAAUAAGUGGGAUUGCACCGCACUGUUUCAAGCCACAAUCUACGCAAAAAUCUUCUCUUCACCGGACAGCAAAGGUAACCUUAAAACACUCAGUGAGAUGUACGUGAAGCCCCGUGGGUUCAUGCCUGAAGGAAGUUUCCACACCUCUGUGUUAAGUCCAGUUGGAAACGAUGCGGAAACGUUCGCCGUUGCGAUUGAUCAGUUGCGACUCCUUCGAAAUUUCCUUUUUCAUACCGUUAGUUCAAAGAUGGAUAAAACAACAUUUGAUCGGUACAUUGAACUAGCUAAAGACGCGUUCAAAGCUCUUGGAGUGGCGACAAACUCGAUUGAUGCCGUUGCAAGUUUGGACGAAUCCCAUUUUCCUACUGAAGAAGUUGCUCGGUUAAAGCGCAUUAUCUGCCUCAUGGCAGUUGGUACUGGAGUUUUAUUUGAUUAG